AUGUCCUCCUCCAACGCGCGCGUCGAAGACACCUACGAGAUCCAGAACGACCAGCGCCUCGACGACCUCCACUCGAAGAUACGAACACUAAGAGGAGUGACGACUGACAUACACGAUGAUGUGGAGAGGCAGAACUUGACGCUGGACGACGCGGGCAACGUGUUUAGCUCCUUCGGUGCAACGCUCUCGCAAUCAUCACGACGCGCUGGCCAAGCGUUCGGGCUGACAGGGCACGGCGGCGUACGGCAGUCGCGUAUCAUCCUCUACAUCGUAGGAGGUGUCGUAGGCCUAUGGUUCAUGUACAAGCUGUCAUCUUUCGGGCUCGGAGGCUCGCCUGCGCAGUGA
Messenger RNA from Coniophora puteana RWD-64-598 SS2, 345 nucleotides. RefSeq lists its product as uncharacterized. The transcript has 3 exons. The record is from RefSeq and is a predicted model, not a curated record. Bases 1 to 345 code for a protein of 114 amino acids. Gene Ontology annotation, biological process: intra-Golgi vesicle-mediated transport. NCBI's taxonomy places the organism in Eukaryota, Fungi, Basidiomycota, Agaricomycetes, Boletales, Coniophoraceae.